AUGGACGCAUCAUUUUGUCCUGUUUCUGCCCAAGAUGGCGUCAAUUAUAUUUUUACAAUUAUUCCUGCCUAUUCCAGAGCAGCUUUAAGUGUGUGGUCAUCUUUUCUAUGGCUUGUUUUGUUGAUUUUUCCAAAACGCUAUUAUAAAAUAACCCAGCUUUAUGGAAUUAUUGGGAAUAUAGUAAAAUGGUCACUUAUAAAACUCUUAUGAUGCAAAAAGAGGAAAAAAACUAGGAAAAUAUUAGAAAAAAAGUUUAAAUAUCCGUUGAGAAUGACUACAGCAGCGUGAAUAUCAUAUACUUUUGCCCUCGCAACGACUUUAGAAGUAAUAUCUACAUAGGUUUUGAUAUAUAGCUAUCAGUUGAUUUAUCUAAUUGACUGGAUGAAGUCUGAUGACAGUGGUUUUUAUUUUCAAAACACUGAGCGUACUAUAAUUGCCUUUGGAAAUCAUAAUUUGCUAACUCCUUAUAAUUUUUUUUUUCAGAAUUUAAAAAAAUCUAAUUUGUAAAAUUGAGAAGCAAAAAUUAAUUUAAUUUGAAAAUAAAAGCUUUUUAAACGGAAUUAGUUAGAGAUUUCAUUAUAAUAAUUAUCAUUUAUAUAUCAAAAUUUUUUUCAUAAAACAUUUUUGUUCGCUCACGGAGGUGGAUUUUUGGGCAAAAAAUAGUUCGUCCACGGAGGGGGGAGUAAGCUCUUCUGACGAUGACGAUAGCAAAGAUGCAAAAGAUAAAAUAAUUUUGUUUCUGGAAUUCUUAUACCCUUCUAUCGUCAUAGCAUUUUUUAUCGGCCAUGCAUUCGUUAUUUACUCAAUUUUAUUAAUGCUCUACAAAUAUAAGCGAUUUAUGAUGAUUAUCAUUGAAGACAAUGAUCGUGCAUUUUUAAGGCAGAUAUGAAAAUUCUCGAGUCAUUCAGCUAUGUUUUUUAUUCGUAAUUGUAAAUCAGCUCAAUUUGUUGUAAAUACUUUAUUUUUGCAAGUUAUCUACUCCUUUUUUGUAUUUUUUAUAUUCUUCUUAAUUGUACUUUUUGCUGUGCUUAUUGAUCUCAGAAGCUAUCUUGCUAGCCAGUCUCCAUGAUUUUGGAUUGGAUUCAUCCCAUUGAUAUUAGGGUAAUUACCAAACAGCAUAUUUUAUUUCCCAAGAUUAGUAGAAAAGAAUAAUAAAAUCAAAAAUAAGCUAUAUUUGAGCUUUUGGGAUGGUUGAAAUUUCUUUAUAGGGUUUGUAGGGGCUUUUGUUAAAGGUCUUACUCGUUAUAUCUUACUCUAUCCAUCUAAGCACGAAUAAUUUCUUUUUAAACUUUUUCCUUUUAUGCGAAAAAGGGUGUUUCUUACUUUAUAUAAUUGCUUAAAUUUUAUAUAAAAUAUUUAUUUUAAAAUUUUAUAAGUAAGAUUAAUAAAUAAAAAUUGUGUACGUCAUAAAGAGUAGUUAGGAUCUCUUUUUGCAUUUUUUGUUGGUUUCAAAGCUCAUAGAAGUGUGAUGCCAUAUCCUUUUGACAGCUAUGAUGCACUCUACAACAGCUUUUACGGUUGCAUAGUUCUUCAUUGUGUUUCUCUCGGAAUUUUACCUAGCGAAGAAGAGCUUCAUGGUAUUGAUGAAAGUCUAGAUAGUUCUAGGCCAUUUUUUAAUAGAUAA
Blepharisma stoltei is the source of this 1624-nucleotide messenger RNA. The record is from the annotation of a GenBank genome assembly. NCBI's taxonomy places the organism in Eukaryota, Ciliophora, Heterotrichea, Heterotrichida, Blepharismidae.